Molecule: messenger RNA, 2701 nt
Organism: Brassica rapa (field mustard)
Lineage: Eukaryota; Viridiplantae; Streptophyta; Magnoliopsida; Brassicales; Brassicaceae
Product: protein IQ-DOMAIN 1
Molecular function (GO): protein binding
Source: RefSeq, a predicted model, not a curated record
GGGUUCAUCAAUGCGGAUGGUCUAACUUGUCGGCACUGUGGAGAAGACAACAACCUUCUCUUUUGUUUGUUCACAUACAUCGUUUUAUAAACAGUCUUAUUCUUCUCUGUUUAACAAUAUGCCUCCUGUCUUGAAUAUAUGUUUCUCCCUAAAUUCAAUUUGAGCUAAUGCUUUUGAGAAACCUUUGACACCAAGUAAAUUUUUUUUUUUCUUUCUUAAACUAUUUUGCUUCAUAUCUUGGAGACAAGACUUCAAUCCAGUUUUCUAGGGAGAUCUUGAUAAGUUUUUAGGAAGGAUUUGCGGCUUUUUAUUUUUUCCCUAGAAUCACACUAUUAGUAUCUGAUAUGUAGUAUGAUUAGUCGAAUCUGAAGUUUUCAGGACAAUGGUACUGAGAGAUUUGCACCUCAAUAUGUACCCCCUAGUGAUUUGAUAUGCUCAUUGUUUGAAUAGUUAGUUUAUAUCUCCAUUGAGAUUUUGGUUGAGUGAAUUUUCAGAGUUGUAUAUCAGAAGGUGGUGGUUGUGCAACAAUGGGAAAGAAGAAGGGAUUAUUCACUAUAUUGAAAAGGAUUUUUAUUUCAGAAUCUCAUUCAGAUAAGAAAGAGAAGAGAAGAAGAUGGAUAUUUUGGAAGGUUAAGGUUAAUAAAAGAUUACCUUCCAUUACAGCACCUCCAGAGAACGGGACAAGACACGAGGAACACAAGGAGGAAAGUGUGGCAGAUGUGGAUGAAGCCAGUUAUGUAUCAUGUAGUCCACAGUUAGAUUCCAUAGAAAAGUUAGAAACUGCUGAUCUGGUAGCCCAGUAUCAAAUGUUUCUAAAUAAAGAGGAAGAAGUUCUCGCUGCUACUAGGAUUCAGACAGCUUUCCGAGGUUAUCUUGCAAGGAAAGCUCUACGUGCGUUGAAAGGAAUAGUGAAACUCCAAGCAUAUAUAAGAGGUCGUGCAGUGAGACGCCAAGCAAUGACUACACUAAAAUGCUUGCAAUCUGUUGUCAACAUUCAAUCACAGGUCUGCGCUAGUAGAACACAACUUCCCAGAGGCUCUCACAGAGAUUACGAAGAGAGCAAUACAUCUCACAUGUUCAGCGAGAACACACUCAAGGUGGACACAAAUGGUCAGAAGAGAUGGGACGAUAGUCUUUUAACAAAGGAAGAGGCCAAAGCUGUGGUCAUGAGCAAGAGAGAAGCUUCUCUAAGAAGAGAAAGGACCAAAGAAUAUGCAGUCACCCACCGGAAAUCUGCGGAGUCAUACCAGAAACGGGAUCGUAACACGAAGUGGAAGUACUGGUUAGAUGAAUGGGUAGACACACAAAGAACUAAGAGCAAGGAGCUAGAAGAUCUCGACUUGUCUUUAAAACCAAAACCCAAAGACGAAACAAUGAAUAAAACUCCAAGGAACUCAUCACCAAGAAGAUUGGCGAGUUUUAAUAAUAAUCAUAGAAGACAAGUUUCGAUAAGUGAAGAGGAAGAACAGAACCCUGGUGGUGCGGUCACUGUCGUUACACCAACUUACAUGGUUGCAACAGAGUCAGCAAAGGCAAAGUCAAGAUCUCUCAUGAGCUCCCCGAGGAUAAGAUCGAGAAGUUUUGACACGCAGUUAGAGAGUUACUCCCCGUAUAAGAACAAGAUGUGCCUGACGAGUUCGGUAAUGAGUGAAGCGCCAAACAAAGUGAGGGUAAGUGCAUACCAGCAACGGUCUCCAGGGCUAAGGGGAUUUUAAUAAAGACAGGACCUUUGGAAUCAUGCAAUAGUAGUAGCUGAAACAAGCAGAGCAGCUUGAGAUGAUUGCGUGGGAUUGUGAACAAUGUAUAUACUUACAUACGUUUCCAACUGUGACUUGUUGGGAAUGUCACACUCACAUGUCUAUCAUCAAACCUUCUAUAAUUCGUUUUUCUUUUGUUUCACUCAACUUCAUUUGUUUAAACUGCACAAAGACAAUGUUAGGCAUGAAAUAUUUAAUUUGUAGAAUUUUUUUCUUUUUAAUUUUUUUUUUAAAUACGAUAUUAGACCUCUUCUUGGUUUUUUGUUCUUAUUACAUUAAAGGAGUGUUGGAGGCGCAAGCACGACUAAAGCGACACCGUUUCGAGCAAGGCGUGAAGGAAGGUAUGUCACUGGUAGACUACGACGAUUCUUCAUCCGACGACGAUGUCUUACCCGCGGCGGAGCACAAGGCAGCUUUGCCACAACCACCGCAACAAAAACCCUCUCCCUCGAAAUCACGGAGGACUUUGAAUGAGAAGGAAGAAAGUGAGGGACUUCCUCAGCUACCAGAUGCUUUGCUUCUUCUGGAGUCACCAACGCUUACACAUGCGAGUGGCGGUGGUGACCAUGCUUCCGUUGUUGCAGCUGCAAUGCGAAAACGAGAGUUAAAUGGGAACUCUUCUUCUCUUCCUCGUCGUCCCAAGGUGCCAAGAGGAGCUUUGCCUCACUCCAAGAAUAUUCCAGACACUUCGGGUAACCUGCUUGUGCCUCCUCAGCUCAAAGGAAGGAGCAAUGUUGCCACAGAAGAUAUGAGCAGGCUUUUUGUGAAGAAACGGCAAGAGUCCUCCAAGGCAACAUCUCCUAAUCAGGAUUAGUUUUUUUUUUCAAUUUUGAUUUUUGAAUGCUACCUAUAGUGUGGUAUCCUAGUUGGUGGGAAAUAAAAACAGAGCAUGGAACUUUACUUUCUUUCGUUUAUUUAUAACAUGACUACUAUUGUCUUUCUUA